This is a messenger RNA of Echinops telfairi (small Madagascar hedgehog), 563 nucleotides long. Its product is annotated as 60S ribosomal protein L10-like. Gene Ontology annotation, cellular component: cytosolic large ribosomal subunit; ribosome. Gene Ontology annotation, biological process: ribosomal large subunit assembly; translation. Gene Ontology annotation, molecular function: structural constituent of ribosome. NCBI's taxonomy places the organism in Eukaryota, Metazoa, Chordata, Mammalia, Afrosoricida, Tenrecidae. The record is from RefSeq and is a predicted model, not a curated record.
GAGCUGCAGUUACAGCCAUGGGCCGCCGCCCCGCCCGCUGCUACCGGUACUGUAAGAACAAGCCUUACCCCAAGUCUCGUUUCUGUCGAGGUGUUCCCGAUGCCAAGAUUCGCAUCUUUGAUUUGGGUCGGAAGAAGGCAAAAGUGGAUGAGUUCCCACUCUGUGGGCACAUGGUGUCUGAUGAAUAUGAGCAGCUCUCAUCAGAAGCCCUGGAGGCCGCUCGUAUUUGUGCCAACAAAUACAUGGUGAAAAGUUGCGGCAAAGAUGGCUUCCACAUCCGCGUGCGACUCCAUCCGUUCCACGUCAUCCGCAUCAACAAGAUGUUGUCCUGCGCUGGGGCCGACAGGCUUGACCGGAAUGAGAGGUGCCUUUGGGAAGCCCCAGGGAACGGUGGCCAGAGUCCACAUCGGCCAAGUGAUCAUGUCCAUCCGCACCAAGGUUCAGAACAAGGAGCACGUGAUCGAGGCCCUGCGCAGAGCCAAGUUCAAGUUCCCUGGGCGCCAGAAGAUCCACAUCUCCAAGAAGUGGGGCUUCACCAAGUUCAAUGCUGAAGAAUUUGAAGA